Messenger RNA from Daucus carota subsp. sativus, 2928 nucleotides. Its product is annotated as protein FAR1-RELATED SEQUENCE 4-like. Lineage: Eukaryota; Viridiplantae; Streptophyta; Magnoliopsida; Apiales; Apiaceae. The transcript has 2 exons. The coding region runs from base 797 to 2125 and encodes 442 amino acids. The record is from RefSeq and is a predicted model, not a curated record. Gene Ontology annotation, biological process: regulation of DNA-templated transcription.
UGUAAAUACAAAGCCUGCUUUUAGAAACUUGCGGGAAAUGAACCGAGAAAACCAUGGAAGAUCCACAACACUCAAACCCUAAGAAUACAACAAGAACACAACUUGAAAUCAUGGAUAGAGAACUGAUGCAGCUUAAUGAAGUGAUUGAUGUGAUUAAAUCAAAUAGUGUUGAGCAUAUUGCAGAAAUAUUUCAUUCCCACAACUUUACUGAACCUGGUUCGAACGACUCGAGUGGCACAUGACAAGAAUAUAAUGGACAUGCGCAUUUUGGGGUUAAUGAAUUUUUGCCUGUAAUAUCAACACAAUACUCAGAUCGCGAAAAACUUAUAUCAAGCAUCCGUGAAGUAGCUUCAACACUUGGAUUCGCAACUGUUAUCAAAAAAUCAAAAAAGGAUCGUUAUGUUAGAAUUGGUUGUGAUCGAGGAGGGGAAUAUCGCAUCAAUAAACUGCCAGUAAAGAAACGAGAUACUACAGUGAGAAGAACAACAGGAACUCGAUUGAUUCAAUGCCCGUUUGAAAUUUGGGGUAGAAGAAAAAGUAACGGAUUCUGGGAGGUUGAGAUAAAAAAUCUGGAACAUAAUCAUGACCCUUGUAAUGACCUGUCAGGGCAUCCAUCUUAUCGCCGAUUUUCAAGAGAAGAAUUUAUUCGAAUAAAGGAGAUGACGCUGUCUGGAAUUGCUCCUCGACAAAUACUGACUUCUCUCCGCCAAAACAACACAAAUCUUCAGGCUAUUUCAAGAAGUAUUUAUAAAAUGCAAGGGCCAAAAUUCGAAAAGACAGCUUGCAAGGACGUUCAAUGAUUCAAACGCUCUUCGAAGAAUUAGGACAAGGUGAGUUUCUUUAUGAUGUAAAACAUGAUCAUGAGGGUAAUCUGUCUCAUUUGUUCAUUUCACAUCCUAAGUCGAUCACGCUUACGAAAAAUUAUUCUUCUGUUUUUGUCAUGGAUUGCACUUAUAAAACAAACAAGUAUAAGAUGCCGCUUCUCAAUAUCGUUGGAGUAACAAGUUUUAACACUACAUUCUUUUCUGCUGUUAUAUUUUUACAAAAGGAAGAAGUAGGAGAUUAUGUGUGGGCCCUAGAAUGUUUUGUGAAAAUUUUAGGACUUCAGCGACAACCUUUAACAAUUGUGACAGAUAGGGAGUUGGCUUUACUGAAUGCAAUUAAAGUUGUCUUUCCAGAUUGUUCUCAUCUUUUAUGUGCAUGGCACAUUGAAAAGAAUAUAAUGGCAAAGUGCAAGAAAAAUUUCAAAACAAAAGAAGAAUGGGAAGAAUUUAUUUUGGAUUGGACAAAUGUGAUGAAGUCACCUGGUGAAAUGUCAUUUUGCAGUUCUUGGGGUCAGCUUAGGGAAAAGUAUAGUCACCAAGCACUUGUCAUUGCCUACAUUGAAAAUAAUUGGCUUCCAUUUAAAGAAAAAUUUUUCUAUGCAUGGACGAACAAAGUUAUGCAUUUUGGAAAUCAUGUUACUUCGAGGGUAGGGGGUGCUCAUUCUAAACUCAAGAGAUAUCUUCAGGUCUCCACGGGUGACCUUCGUGGUGUAAAAGAUAAACUUUGUCUUCUCAUAGAUAAUGAAUUUCAAGAAAUAAAGGCACAACUUUCAGAUGAGAAGAUACGUGUACCGCACAAAUUUCAGAUUCCUUUAUUUAAGGAAAUUGUUGGUCAUGUCUCCGUUUAUGCACUUGGGGAGCUUUUAAAACAAUAUGAGUUGUCAAAAUCUGAUGCCUUAUUGACAUGUAAAGGUAAUUUUACAAGCUCCAUGGGUCUUCCGUGUGCUCACGAUAUUAAGGGAAGAUUGCUGCCUAUACAACUUGCUGAUAUUCAUCCUCAAUGGAGGCUUGACAUACGGUCACUUAUGAGCAGCGAUGGUGAGAGAGAUCAGAUUGAAGGUUUGCUUAAAAAAGUUUACGAUAACUAUCAUAAAUUACCUCUGACGGAAAAAAAUGUCAUCCAUGAUCAACUUUCAAGAAUUGUUGAUCUUUCGGUUCCAUUGGCUAAUGAACCUAGGACUUGCCUUCACAAAGGAAGACCGUUGGGUUCAGUGAAAAGAAGAAAUGAAAGUUCUACAACUCGUGAUCCUUCUCUUUUCGAAAUUAUGGAGAAAACUCAGAAUAGGCAUAGAAAAAUUUAGUAAGUUAAAAUUUUGAUACUUAGUUAUAUAAUAGUCUUAUCUAGUGUAUUUAAUCUUGUUUUAGUACGUCCUAAUUUAUCUUAAUACUUUUUAAUUAUUUUGUUAUGUUUUAAUGUAGAUUAAAGGACUAUGGUGUUGUGCUGCUGCAAUGCUUUUGUUGCUGUGCUAGUGUGUCAAGUACUAAAAGAGGUUGGUGUUUUUAAUGAUAAUUGCAGCUAUUUACUGAAGUUUUAGGACCUGAAGAUUUAUGAUGUUCUGGGUUGUUGACAGACUUCAAGUUAUCCUGGAAUCUUCCUGAAAUCUUGUUUCUUGGUGUAUUUUUGUGAUUUCUGUGAUUUCUCACAGUAUGUUUUAUAUAUAGUCCUGAGGUUUAUCGUGGUUCAUGUAUAAUCCCAACACUUGGCAUUGGAGUCCAUAUUGUUGGUGGAGGAGGGCCGCCGAAAGAUUAUGUCGAAUAAGUCCAAAUGUGCACAUCUUGGUCAAUUUGUAUUUUGUUAGAAUUAAAAUCUGACAUGUAUCAUUAAUUUUGCCACAUACUAGAGGAGCUCACAGACUUAAUUAUCAGAGACUUUGGUAUCAAUAGUAGGAUUAUUCUGAGAUAUGCUUGGGGUGGUAGAUUUUCUGCAGUUCACCAAAUGUUCUUAUUUUCUUGUUUUUCUUUGUAUCCUUAUGCUUGAAUAUUGUCUUAUCCAGUGUAUUUAAUCUUGUUUUAGUACGUCCUAAUCUAUCUUAAUACUUUUUAAUUAUUCUGUUGUGUUUUAAUGCAGGUUAAUGGACUUUAUGGUGCUGUCUGGUAAAUUUGA